Vigna radiata var. radiata (mung bean) is the source of this 1458-nucleotide messenger RNA. RefSeq names its product epimerase family protein SDR39U1 homolog, chloroplastic. The transcript has 13 exons. The record is from RefSeq and is a predicted model, not a curated record. The coding region runs from base 153 to 1202 and encodes 349 amino acids. Lineage: Eukaryota; Viridiplantae; Streptophyta; Magnoliopsida; Fabales; Fabaceae.
GAAAAAAUGGAUGGUCCAAUCAGAAAAGUGGAAGCGAGGGAUGGAUAUGAGCACGUAGUUGGUGUGGCUCCAAAUAAACCACGGCGAGAAUAAGAAUGCAUAGUUAGUUAACACUCACUCACUCUGUGUCUUCCAAAUUGUGGUGAGUCCUAAUGGAAAUGUGUGGAGCGACUGCUUUGACAUGGUCUCACACAAUCUCUCCGUCGCUUCAUCUUCCUCGAUCUCUCUCUACCAGAGAGACCAGGAGCUUUAGGGUUUGGUGCGUCACCAAUCAAGAUCCCAAGGGAAGUAAAAUGAUCAUAUCUGUAACCGGAGCAACGGGUUUUAUUGGUAGAAGGUUGGUGCAAAGACUGCAUGCAGACAAUCACAGUGUUCACGUCUUGACGCGAUCUAAAUCUAAAGCAGAAACAAUUUUUCCGGCAAAAGAUUUUCCAGGAAUCAAAAUUGCACAAGAGCCAGAAUGGAAAGAUAGCAUUCAGGGCUCAACGGGGGUUGUGAAUUUGGCUGGACUGCCCAUAAGUACCCGAUGGUCUCCUGAGAUAAAGAAGGAAAUCAAGCAGAGCAGGAUUAGAGUGACUUCAAAGGUUGUAGAAUUGAUAAACAGUGCACCAGAUGAAAUUCGACCUAAAGUUCUAGUUAGUGCAACAGCUGUUGGUUAUUAUGGUACCAAUGAGACACAAGUCUUUGAUGAACAAAGUCCAUCAGGAAAUGAUUAUUUGGCCGAGGUUUGUAGGGAGUGGGAAUCAACAGCCCUAAAGGUAAACGGAGAUGUUAGACUGACUCUAAUUCGCAUUGGUGUUGUUCUUGGUAAAGAUGGUGGAGCACUAGCUAAAAUGAUACCUCUCUUCAAUUUGUUUGCUGGUGGACCUCUCGGUUCUGGAAAACAAUGGUUCUCUUGGAUUCACUUGGAUGACAUUGUCAAUUUGAUAUAUGAAGCGCUAUCAAAUCCAUCUUACAAAGGUGUUAUCAAUGGAACUGCACCGAAUCCUGUGCGAUUGGCAGAAUUGUGUGAUCAGCUGGGACAUGUAUUGGCUCGUCCCUCAUGGCUGCCGGUACCGGAUUUUGCACUCAAGGCUGUCCUUGGAGAAGGUGCUUCUGUGGUUUUAGAAGGGCAGAAAGUGCUUCCUACUCAAGCUAAGAAGUUGGGUUUCACCUUCAAAUAUUCUUACGUCAAGGAUGCCCUUAAAGCAAUUCUUUCUUGAAGCAAUUUUUCCCUCGUAACUGCCAUAUUCUUUAUUCUUUCUAAUCAUGCAUGCAUGCAUGCAUCAUCAUCAUCAUCAUCAUCAUCAACCUUUUAAGGACUUUAGCAGUUGCCAUUCACCGUAUUGAGAUUUUGGAAAGCGGUAUACGUUUGAAAAUGUGGUUGUGCUUGCAUUGUAGUCAAUAUUAUUUUUUGGUAAUGUAUCAGAACAUGUACUACAGCACAUUUCAUUGCAUUUUCUCUACAAAUUGUUAACA